Messenger RNA from Oryza brachyantha (malo sina), 2186 nucleotides. RefSeq lists its product as uncharacterized. The coding region runs from base 141 to 1628 and encodes 495 amino acids. Lineage: Eukaryota; Viridiplantae; Streptophyta; Magnoliopsida; Poales; Poaceae. The transcript has 7 exons. The record is from RefSeq and is a predicted model, not a curated record.
UCCCCCCGAACACCCCGCUAAACCCCCAUCUCCACCGCCUCCGCCUCCGCCUCCGCCAGCCGUCGCGGCGCGUUGCGAUCACCGGCGCGCCCCCAGCCGUGAAGCGAGGCUGGAGGAGGAGGAGUGUUCGGGGAUCACCGAUGGUGCAGCUCCAAGAGGUCCUGGGCAAGCGGCGCGCCCAGCCGACCGCGCCGCUGCAUUCGCCGGCGAUCUUCAGCGUGGAGGCGGAAGGAGUCCACGGCGGCAAUGUCCUUUUGCACAAGCGCGUCAAGGAGAUGCAGGUGCAGCCGUCGCCGCCAUCACAGGACAUGCACAUGCUCCAUGAAAGUAGCCCAUUGGGUUUAAAAUUAAGGAAAAGUCCAUCUCUUUUAGAGCUGAUUCAAAUGAGGCUAGCAAUGGAAAAUUCAAAUAAGAGAGAUAUUAAACCAAAGUCUCUUGCUACUAGUGAACGAAUGAAAGCCUCAAGCUUUGUGGCGAAUUUUCUGAAAAUUGGUACUUGGGAGUACAAAUCACAGUAUGAAGGUGAUUUAGUGGCAAAAUGCUACUUUGCUAAGCAUAAGCUUGUUUGGGAAAUUCUUGAUGCUGGUCUCAAGAGAAAGAUAGAAAUCCAGUGGUCAGAUAUUACUGCUUUGAAGGCAACUUUCCAUGAGAAUGGAAUUGGAAUCUUGGAUCUUGGGUUGGCUCGACCACCAAUUUUCUUCAUGGAGACUGUUCCUCAACCAAGAAAGCAUACAAUGUGGCAGGCUGCAUCAGAUUUCACUGGUGGGCAAGCGUGUUUGAAUAGGAGACAUAUUCUACAGUGCCCAUCAAAUUUAUUAAGUAAGAAUUUUGAAAAGCUUAUUCAGUGUGAUCAACGACUGAAUUAUUUGAGCCGUCAACCAUAUGUGACUCUGGACUCGUCUGUUUUUGGAUCUAAAAUGGAAAGCUCUAUACUAGAAAGUCCAAAUAAAUCGAAGGGUCGCGAUGGUUUUAGUCACUUGGAUGGUGAACAUGAAGCCCAUUUAUCCAAGUGUAUUGACCAUGUAUCGCCAUAUGAUCUUUCUUUGAUGUACAAAAAGGAUGGAAUGAUAGAUGUUACUAUGAACCAACAACAGUCCUUUUCUCAACCAAUUAAUUGGGGAGCCAGCGAUAUAGGUUUCCAAGCUGAUGUAUCUCAAGAACUUAAGAGCCCCCAUUCCAACUCGUUUAGCCAGUUGGAAUCAUCCAUAUCUAUAGAUGAUUUAUUGAGCAAUAUAGGUGAUUGCAUAAUGGAGCAUAAACCUGUAGUAGGGAAUAAUCUUUCAUUGCCCAUUAGUGAUUCAUCAUCCAGUGAAUUAUUGGAGAAGAUUAGCCAGUAUCUUUUGAGUGACUCUCAGGGUCCUCUAGCCUCAGAUGAGGAAUGCCUGAUGGCAAGGGUGAACUCUUUUUGCUCUCCAGAUGUGGUGCCAACCACUUUACCCAAGUUUGAGCCCAAUGACAGCGGCAAUAUUUUUGUGGACUCUGAUGGCUUUGAUGAUGAACUCAGCUCAGCACUUGACAUUGAAACUGCAUAUGGCACAAACGCUCCUACCAUCUCAAGAAAUGAUUAUGAUUCUUAUGGGGAGUUGCCACGGUUCUUAUUCAACGUACCAGAGGAUUUUGAUGGUUGAAAUGGAAUGGAUGGACUUCCAGUUCUCAUUCCUACAAUUAUAUAAUGGUGGCUGAUGACAAGACCGGUUUUUCGGAAAUGCUACAGGAAAAAUUUUGAUACAAUGGUUCUCCUUGUCUGUUGGAUGGUGUGGAAGGAACGAAAUGCCCGUGUCUUCAAUCAAGGUAGCAGAGUGUUUUUGCAGUUGUUCACUGACAUCAAAGAGGAGGUAGCGAUCUGGAAGGCGGCGGAUUUCUUCAGAGUGCCAGAAGGGAUAGGCUGAUAAUUGUUGCGUUCUGUUUGCUGUACUGCCCCUAGAGAGGGCCAAUCUAGCUGUUCCUAAACGGCUUUUUCUUUUAUUCUGUCCGCAGGAACACCCCUGUACUCUGUGUAUUCUGAUCUUAAUGAAAUUUGGAUGGUCCACUUGGCCAUCCCGGCAAAAAGAAAUAUACUUUUAGCAACCCUUUGUAAAUGACUCGUUAGAUUGCGUUGUGUAUUCAUUAGUUCAUUUGUUGAUAAAUCUAGGAUUAAGCCUUCAUGAACUGAAUUCUAUACCAUUUAUCUUAAAUGAAUCUGGUAC